UUUCCCUUCUCCCCUCCCCCGUUUAUUAUCUUUUGCGCUUCAGUGAAUCUAUUCCUUAGCCCGACCUCCAACCCCCCCACCACCGUUGUUCCUAAAAUCUUUACCUUUCAGCCGGGUGAGCAGUUUGCUGUCGGAGUGAGUGGUCAGCUGGCCUCUGUUGCCGGUGCAAACAACCCGUUUAUCUGCUUUGUCUUGUAUGAGAAUACCAAACAUCAUCUAAUUAUAAGAAAUUAGCUUAACCAUGGCAACGGAAAAUCCAGGUCCUCCUAAUCCAAACUGCAAGAUCAUGACGUUCCGUCCAACGCUGGAAGAGUUCAAAGAUUUCGGGAAAUAUAUUGUGUACAUUGAAUCCCAGGGAGCCCAUAGAGCAGGACUGGCGAAGGUUAUUCCCCCCAAGGAGUGGAAACCAAGAAAGUCCUAUGACGAUAUUGAUGAUAUGACCAUCCCAGCUCCAAUUCAACAGGUAGUGACUGGCCAAUCUGGGCUUUUCACACAAUACAACAUUCAGAAGAAAUCCAUGACUGUUGGAGAGUACAGGAAGCUGGCCAACAGUGAAAAAUACUGUACGCCACGGCAUAUGGAUUUUGAUGACCUCGAGCGCAAAUACUGGAAGAAUCUGACGUUUGUCUCUCCCAUCUAUGGAGCUGAUAUCAGUGGUUCACUGUAUGAUAAUAAUAUUGAAGAGUGGAACAUUGGAAACCUCAAUACAUUACUGGAUAUGGUGGAACAGGAGUGUGGAAUUGUGAUUGAAGGUGUGAAUACUCCAUACUUAUACUUUGGGAUGUGGAAAACCACAUUUGCCUGGCACACUGAAGAUAUGGACCUCUACAGCAUCAACUACUUGCACUUUGGGGAGCCCAAAUCCUGGUAUGCAAUACCUCCAGAGCAUGGCAAGAGGCUGGAGCGACUGGCAAAAGGCUUCUUCCCAGGCAGUUCUCAAGGAUGUGAUGCAUUUCUUCGGCACAAAAUGACUCUUAUAUCGCCUUCCAUACUGAAGAAGUACAGCAUUCCCUUUGAUAGGAUUACGCAGGAGGCGGGAGAGUUCAUGAUCACCUUUCCUUAUGGCUAUCAUGCUGGUUUCAACCAUGGAUUCAAUUGUGCAGAAUCUACUAACUUUGCCACGCUUCGCUGGAUUGAUUAUGGCAAAAUGGCUACCCAGUGUACUUGUAGGAAGGAUAUGGUGAAGAUAUCAAUGGAUGUGUUUGUGCAGUUCCUUCAGCCUGAUCGCUAUGAGCUAUGGAAAAACGGCAAAGACAUUGUCACUAUUGAUCACAACAAGCCAACCGCUCUAUCAAGUCCUGAGAUGGAGGACUGGCUGGAACGGAAAGCGUCAUUAAAGGCAAAAAGUAUUAGGAGAUCCCAUCGGCGAAGAACGCAGACCAGGAGACAGAAAACUGAAGACCAAAGAAUACUGAGUGAACCAGCAGCUGAAGAAACUUCUGGAAAAGAUGUUACAGAAGAUGACACCAAAAUCAAGGAUGAACACAAAAGAACAAUGGACGCAGAAGAACACAGCAAACCCAGCAAGGUUACAAUCUUGGAGCUAGACCAAGGUGACUUCACAGAUGAUUUAUUUAAUCACCAUUUUUCAGCUAAUGGCAAGCCACUGAAAACAUAUUCACGUUCCUCAAAAUCCAAAAAUGAAAAGAAAAAGAAACGUGUGGAAACAGACACCGUAGCAGCUAUCUCAGCUGAUGGCAUUGAACCUACUGAACCAUCCAAAGCAGAAUUAUCCCAGGCAGAUUCUCCAUCUGCAUCAGCAAGUAUGCUUUCAGAUAGUUUUACUGCUGAAGAUGAAUUUAAACCCAGAGCUAAAGCAACCAUGAUGUACGUGCUACCUAAAUCAAAGAAGGUGGUGUUCGACAAGGAGCACAUGUCCUGUCAGCAGGCUUUUGAGCAGUUUGCCACCAGGAACAAACUACCAAUGUGGAAAGAAGCAGAGAUGAGCAAUGAUGGAAUAACAAUGGAGGAGGAGGCGAGUGACCAUGAAAGCGUGGAUGUCAGUUUUGAAACUACUGAAGUGCAGGUGCCACCAGAUUAUCCAAAGUUGAAGAAGGAGAUCACAAAGAGUCGGCGCCAUCCCUUCAGCAAGCCCCCAGCUAGAUCUCCAUUGUCUGUUGUCAAACUGGAAGCAUCCAGCGAUGAAGAAAUACCCUUUUUCUCCGGUGAAGAAGAUCAGAGUGAACCAGAGGCCUGGAAGUCACCACUCACCCACCUGUGGCAAAGUCGAUCAUACAAUUUUUUAGCCGAAAGGAAAUUUAAUGCAUCUGCUGCAUUAACUGAGCCCUACUGUGCAAUCUGUACACUCUUUUAUCCCUACUACCAGCCUGAAAGAGAUACUGUACAGGACACUUUCACAGCUGAUGGAAAUCCCUGGAAAAUGACUGCCAAGGUGGGGCAAAAGACAAAGCCAAUCAUCCCAGAAAUGUGUUUCACAUCAGGUGGAGAAAACACAGAGCCUUUACCAACAAAUUCAUACAUUGGCGAUGAUGGGACCAGCUUGCUCAUUUCCUGUUCGAAAUGCUGUCUUCAGGUGCAUGCUAGUUGUUAUGGCAUUCGACCAGAUUUGGUCAAACAUGGUUGGACUUGCUCACGAUGUACAGCCAAUGCCUGGACAGCGGAUUGCUGUUUGUGCAAUUUGAGAGGUGGGGCACUGAAAAGCACCACAGAUAAAAGGUGGGUCCAUGUGAUCUGCGCAAUAGCAGUCCCUGAGGUGAAGUUUUUGAACGUGUUGGAACGGAAUCCAGUUGAUGUCUCUGGGAUUCCAGAGCAGAGACAGAAGUUGAAAUGUGUGUACUGCAGAAAAAAAGUGAGGAGCUACUCAGGGGCCUGUAUCCAGUGUUCAUAUGAACAUUGUUCUACAUCAUUUCAUGUGACAUGUGCUCAUGCUGCAGGGGUUGUAAUGGAACCAGAUGACUGGCCGUAUGUUGUGUCUAUCAUCUGCUUCAAGCACAAAACAACCAAUCAGAAUCAAAACCAAGAUCAUUGGCUCAUCUCAAUCGGUCAGAUGGUCAUCGCAAAAAAUCGAAAUGGACUUUACUACAAAUGCAAAGUGAUUGGGACUUCUGCACAGACCUUUUAUGAAAUCAAUUUUGAAGAUGGAUCUUACAGUGACAAUGUGUACCCAGAAAAUGUUGUUAGCAGGGACUGUGUACAACAUGGUUCACCCGCUGAGGGUGAGGUCAUCCAGGUGCGAUGGACUGACAGUCUGGUGUACAGUGCGAAGUUUGUUGGUUCCCAGGUCAGAUACAACUAUCAGGUGGAGUUUGAAGGAGGCUCUCAGCUGACCUUGAAAAGAGAAGACCUUUACACACUGGAUGAGGAGCUACCCAAGCGUGUGAAAGCACGGCUGUCACCACUGAUGGGCUCCCAGCAUGAAGAUUACAUCUCAGGCGAGGAAGCUAAGGAUGCGAAGAAGGUUCAGCCAUCUAACUCCAGGUUGUUAGAAGACUACAGCCAGAAAGAUUACACUCAGAAUCCUGAAUACCUUACAUUUAUGGAAAACCUCUUUCAUUCACCUUACCAGCAGGGAUUUAUUAAUUAGGAAGAUACAACUGUACACUUGGGCUUUUUUUGUUUGUUUGGGUUUUUCAAUGGAAAAAAAUGCUUUUGUGCUUAGUAAACUGAUUCAAUUUUAAAAUUGCUAUUGAAAGACUCUGCAGUAAAUACCUGUGAGCCAUCUUCUGCGAAGGUGCUAACCAUAUUCAGAAUGGAACUACUGAAUCUGCCUUGAAGUUUCAACCAUGUCUCUUGUAUAUAGGAAAAAAAAGAGUCUUGUAUGAGGUCUUUUUUUUUGAAAAUCUUGGGUUUAAGAAAAGGAGAGAACAAAGUUCAACACUUUUCUAGCUUUUGUGUGCAUUUUCCUGGCAUAUUUGAACCAAAGCAAUAUUUUCAAUUGAUAUGGGGUGUGGUCAUAUCAAUAUGAAGGAAACCCAUUGUUACUACUUUGACUUGUCUGCAGCAAGGCAAUUCUUCCAAUUAUCUUCAGGGAUAGUACUUUUUGUUAUUGUUGGGAGGCUUUGGUGGAUUUUGAAGAAGUUUAUUACACAAUUGUAAGGACCACACUCCUAAACUGGUUUAAAUUUUUCUCUGAAGGCAAAAUAUAAAUCCCCUUUCUUAAAACCUCAGAUGUGAUGUAUUGAAUCCCAGCUCAAAACUGGGAUGCAAUUCUGGCUGUUCCAGUAUUGUCAAUAUACAGCUGCUGUGUUGACUUGUCGCUCUGUGGAUUUUAUAGUGUGUAUGCCUUUCAGGUGGCCAAGCACAGAAGACAGCUUUAUUUUUGCCCAAAAUUGUUUUAAACUUUAAUUUUUUUGUUCGCUUUUGAUUUGUGCGGUGAAUCCUGAUAUAAAAUGAGAUUUAAAGGUAGUAGUUGUGCAGGGAGCUGAUGAACUCAAAAAGGAAUUAGUUACACCUAAAAUUCUAUGGAAUCUGUUGGCCCCAAAACUAGCUGUCAUGAUAUCUCUCCUGUUGGCUUCUGAGUUUGGGAGUGGGGAGGAGGUCCAUACUUUCUUAUGUUGUCUUAGUUUUAUUUUUAACACUUGGACAUUUGUGUUAUUUAAGGCCCAGUCCACAAUUCAGUUGCAAUAAAAUAACUAAUAACUUGAAUUCAUUUGCAUUGUAAAGUAUUGCCACAACGUCUGAUCAGUGCAAGGGCAGCCUCUGUGUCAUUACUUGGAUUUAUCCCUUAAUGUAGUUUGAGUUAUGAGAGUCUCAAAACAAAACAUUUGUUUUGCUAAUCAUUAACCAAAAUAAAGCAAGUUUUUCACAGUUCAAAACCUUCAAGCCACUUUCUGUAAACCAUUGAUUUAAUUGAUAACCUCAAAAAGACACUAGUUUAUUAUAAAUUAAUGUGCUUAUUUGUAUAUAUUCUAAAGUUAUCUUUGUAUAGUUUUCUUUCUUGCUCAAUUUGAAUUGUUUCAUCUCAAUAAGCACGAAGCAUGAUGAAACUACAGAGCUAUUAUUGGUACCUCCUCAUGGCCGAAGUGCUCAACUGUAUGGCUGCCAUAAGAAAUUGGAAACUGGCUGAAGUUGAGCUAUCUCUGUUUCAUUCAUUUGUGAGUUUACUCCAACCUUUGCUGUGCCAUCAAAUAGAGGAGAGUGUCAGUAGAGAGUCCGGACCUUUGUAUCUGAAUUAGAAAGAAAGUCCAAAACCACGAGAAGAACAAAAUGUUUCAGUAAUUUUUCUUUUCUUUGUCAUGUAGCAACAAGUGUUUGUAUGACCGUAAUCAGCAUGUGUAGAUGUUAAAGAUUAGACCUGAUUAGAAUGCUGUGUGGAAUCAAUUCAUCAGGUCACAGAAUUAAGUCUUUAAUUUUUGUUUAGAGGGAUUGGACCCCUCAGAGUAUUUGUGAGAGUGGGAAGGGAACAAGGGGCCUAGGGUGUAGGUGGGUGGGUUGAAAGGAGUUACUUCCAUGACAGUUUAAAAUCUAUUGAGAAGUUUUGGUUUGAGUAAAACUAGAAAUUAAACUGUAGAAGAUCAUUGCCAUCACCAUCGAUAAAUCAUGUACAAAAACAAAAUGCAUUACACCACUGUAUUAAAUACUUUAAAUUAUUUCUGCUCUGUAAAAUAUCAGAAUACAUAAAAAAACACUCACUCUUCAAAUGUCCACUUUCAGCAUUAACUAUUAGAAAUAAGAUGUCCAGUUUAGAAGUGUGGUAGCUAUGUGUUGACUGCAGUAGUAAAUAUGUAGUUUUUAAAGAUAGGUGUGUAGUGGAGGCUAAGUCUUGUAAUUGUAAGUGACUAAACUGCAAACAGUUCUGUUGAAAUGCUCACAGCAGAAUGUGACAACAUUUUUUCAGCGUUACAGGCCAUGACUUUUACAUUUUUUAAAAAAGAAAAACCUGACUAAGUUUCACCUUGAGGGAAGAAUGUUCAAAGUUGUGCUUCAUUUGACUCCAGCAAAGAAGAUUCAAAAUCAUAAAACUGCUGUAAACCUUAAUUAUUUGUUGACUUUGCAAACUAAUGAGAUGCAACUAAUGAAAUACUGGAUAUCAAAAUACGGGGUACCUUAACCACCUCAGCUUAGUGAUGUUGGGUCCCAUUCAAAUAUUGGAAUAAAUUACCAGUCCAUAUUCUUUCAGUGCGGUUUUGUUUGUUUUAAUACAGUGAUAAGAUAAAUGUUCAGUAUUGCAGGCUUUGUAAAGAUCAAUGCUUGAAAUGCUGUCACUUUGUUUAUAAAAGGCAUAAGACUUUGCAGGUUUGGGGGACUAGCUGCUUUUCAACUAUCGUGAAGAAGUGGAAAUAGAGUAUUUUAAGAAAGCCAUAGAAUGCCAAUAAAAACCAAGGCAAAGGGAUAUCUAAUGGAGGUAUCACCUAUUGUGAAAGAGUUUAAUGGUUGCAUGUGUGGUGUGUAUCUAACUUUUGGUGUUUCCCUGUAUAUAAGACCUUUGCUGUGAAUUGUAGAGGAAGCUCCCCUCGCUCUCACUGAAAUUGAGAUUGGGCAACAGUCCGGGAUAACUUUUUUUUUGCAAAUAUUCAUUGUAGUUGGCCCAAUACAUUCAGCUGGUUUGCUAAUCCCCAAUUGGAUUUCUCAGGCAACCUAAGCCAAGGAUCUGUCAGACUUUAUAAUCUUUAAAUAAGUCUUGCCCUGCUUUGUGGCCAUUCUAGUACUGUCCAGUCUGAAGAAUUGGACUGUCAUCAAUUUCAGGAAACCGUCAAUAGAGUUCGGAGACCUGAGAUCUUAAGGUGCUUAUUCAGGGACAUGGUAAUGUGCUGUUUUUAUGGUAUUGUUUGAGAUGAUUUGGGUGAACAGAGCCCUUGUUCUGGGAUCUUCAGAACAUUAACCUGCCUAGCUGAAGCUCAGAGCAAUAGACCCACGAUGAUCGGUAAUAGAUUCCCCAGUGCUCUGCUUGAGUACGUUUUGGGGUGAAUGGCCUCAUGAAUGGAAAUAAAUCCCAGUUACAUUAUCUUAUCAGUGGCCAAUGAUAGAUCAGGUGUACCUUGCCAGUACUGAACCUCAAUUGUUACAAGAUAAUGAAAAGUUUGAAAAAGAAAAUACUGGAAAUACUCAACAAGUCAGCUUGUAUCUGAGGGAGAUGGACAGUUUACAUUUUGAGUCAAUGCUGAAGCUUUGACAGAACAGUGCUGAUCAUAGACUUGAAAUAUUAGCUCUGUUACUCCUUCCACAGAUUCCCAAGCUGUUGAGUAUCUCCAUCCUUUUCUGGUUUAUUUCGGACUUGGAAUAUCUACAACAUUUUGCUUUUGUGCAGGCAGUUUGAAGCUUUGUCACUGGAGCCAGGGAAAGUGGAAUCUCUACUGUCCGUGGUAGUGUUGUCUGUGAUUCUGACAACAAUUUUGGUUUAUUCCCCCCACCCCAAAUCCUUUUUUCCUUGAUAUUUAUAUUACAUCAUUGGAUUUAAUCAUUAAAGUGUAAUGUUUCUGGGUAUUGUACAGUUAAAAUGUAUCUGAUUUUAAAGAUUUGCUGGCAUUACCUGCUGAUUUAUUAUGACUGGGUUGCAGCAAAGGAAGGGGAGGAACUGAUUUGCUUCGUUCACUGUUUGAAAAUACUGUACAUUUUUUAAUAAAUUUGUAACUGUAUGAUUUAAUGGAAUUAGAUUUGUUAGUUUUCAAUGUUCUUGUGCUUAUGCUUUCCUAUUGGUUUGCCCUGGGUUGAUGAAAUAAAAGUGAAA
Molecule: messenger RNA, 7627 nt
Organism: Hemiscyllium ocellatum (epaulette shark)
Lineage: Eukaryota; Metazoa; Chordata; Chondrichthyes; Orectolobiformes; Hemiscylliidae
Gene: kdm4b
Product: lysine (K)-specific demethylase 4B
Exons: 23
Coding region: 242-3544 (1100 amino acids)
Biological process (GO): chromatin remodeling
Cellular component (GO): nucleus
Molecular function (GO): histone H3K9 demethylase activity
Source: RefSeq, a predicted model, not a curated record